GGAAAGUGUACCGGCAGAGUCUUGGUUUGCGAUAAGAAAUAUAUAUUAUGGAAGUGCAUAUUUACAAUAAGGGAAUACACGAAUUGUGUAUUGAAUAUGCAAAAUGACAGGUGUCCAGGAUCGAAAGUGAAAGUGACACAUAUUUGCAACUGGAAAUUCCCAAAAUUUGAGAUCCCGUCAUGGCAAGGGUUCUCAUAACAGGUGCAUCUGGACUCCUUGGGCGGGCUAUAUUCCGUGAAUUCACUGCAUUGCAAUCCUGGGAAACUCUGGGACUUGCAUUUUCAAGAUGUGGCGCAAACUUAAAGAAAGUUGACCUGACUAAAGAAGCUGAAGUUGUUGCUGUGAUACAAGACUUCAAGCCUAAUGUCAUCAUCCACAGUGCAGCUGAGAGGCGUCCUGAUGUUGUUGAGAAGCAAGAAGACAAGACUAAAGCUCUUAAUGUUACAGCAACACAAACUAUAUGCCGAGAAGCAGCCAAAGUUGGGGCAUUUGUGAUGUACUUGAGUACAGACUAUGUAUUUGAUGGUACUUCACCCCCUCACAAGGUAACUGAUGAGCCCAACCCCCUAAAUAAAUACGGCAUCAGCAAACUUGAAGGAGAGAAAACUGUAAGAGAAGCAAGUGCAGAUAACAUUGUGCUGAGGGUGCCUAUACUCUAUGGUACAAUUGAGAGUCUCUCUGAGAGUGCUGUCACUAUAUUGUUCAAGCAAGUCAGGGAUACAUCGACACCAUGUAAGAUGGAUGACCUCUUACGUAGAUUCCCGACACACUGUGAUGAUGUAGCAUUUGUCAUCAGACAGCUAGCUGAAAAAAGAAUGCAGGACCCCAGCUUAACCGGAGUUUUCCAUUGGAGUGGUGAUGAAAAUAUGACUAAAUAUGACAUGUCACUAGUAAUGGGCGAAAUCUUUGGAAUAUCAACCAAUCACAUCGAAGCUGACAAAAAUCCACCUAAAGGUGCCCCACGGCCAGAAAAUGCCCAGCUUGAUCCCUCUAGAUUGGAACACUUGGGAAUUGGAAAGAGAACAGCAUUUAGAAAUGGAAUAAAAGCUGCAUUGGAGCCCUUUCUUAUAUAAGUAUAGGGACUCUUCAGGGGCCAACAGAGUAUUUAAGGUUGGGAGUAAUACAAGACUAUGCACUGCAUAUAUAAUUGCAGGAAACACAGUGGGUUUAACAUGUAAAGCUUUUCAGCUUUAACUACAUUAACAGAGAAAAUAUUAAGUUAUUCAACACCAAACUUUGAAUUGCUUCAAAAGACCAUUAAAUCAUGGAACCUAUUGUUUUUGGUGUCAUUUGUACGUCGAAUGAGAAAAUGAAGAAUUUCACUGAAAUAUGUACCGGCAAAAUUUACCAAAAAUCUAUUGGAAAUGAAAAUGCUACAUACUUGUUCAUACUGUAUUUACAUGUAAUGCUUAGUGAGAAAAUGGAGAAUUUCUCUGAAAUAUGUCAGGGCAAAAUUUCCAAAAAUCUCUUGGAAAUGAACAUACUCCAUACUUGUUUAUACUGUAUUUACAUAAUGAGAAAAUGAGAAUUUCACUGAAAUAUGUCAAGGCAAAAUUCAGACUACAUUGAUGGAUCUGUACGCUUUUGCACUGCAAUAAUUAAGAUAGGUAACAUUUGUAUAAUUUAAGGGAAUAUACAUAUGAUAUUUUAUUUCAUUUCAUCAGGUUUUAAUAGCCUUUUGGCUUACUACAAUCUUGUUGCUAAGGAAUGUCUCAGCAUAACAACAUUUUCAGAUGUACAAAAUAAUAUAUAAAUAAUAAACAUAUUUAUAUAUACACUGAAAACUGAUAUGUGAAUAAAUCUUUUUACCAAAAAUGAAAAGUAUCAUGAAUUCUACACUAAUUCAAUUAACGUCAGUUCCAACUACCUUAGGUUAAAACGAUAAACAAUAUAGUUCUAAAAUCCUUAUAUUAACCACCAUUCUUCGAGCGUAGUUACUGUUCAAUUAGAUACAAAAAACUAUCACAAAGCGAUUCGGACACUGAUGAUACAUCUCCAAACUCUGCUCACAACUCUGUCAAAAGAUGGCGUCCAAUUCAAUCAGUUGUUUGUAAUCAUCUACAAGUAUGCUACUUAAAAAUCUCAAACAAUAGAUUGCACAUUUCCAAGAUAUUCUCGGCAUCAAGCUUUUUAUAUAAGAACAGAAUAACAGUAUCUAUAUGAAGAUUGUCUAAGAGUACCUGUAUAUGUGAGCACCUU
Messenger RNA from Owenia fusiformis, 2199 nucleotides. Lineage: Eukaryota; Metazoa; Annelida; Polychaeta; Sabellida; Oweniidae. The record is from the annotation of a GenBank genome assembly.